Messenger RNA from Acomys russatus (golden spiny mouse), 1517 nucleotides. RefSeq names its product serpin family H member 1 (gene Serpinh1). Gene Ontology annotation, biological process: collagen fibril organization; negative regulation of endopeptidase activity. The coding region runs from base 252 to 1505 and encodes 417 amino acids. Gene Ontology annotation, cellular component: endoplasmic reticulum. The transcript is spliced from 6 exons. Gene Ontology annotation, molecular function: collagen binding; serine-type endopeptidase inhibitor activity. The record is from RefSeq and is a predicted model, not a curated record. NCBI's taxonomy places the organism in Eukaryota, Metazoa, Chordata, Mammalia, Rodentia, Muridae.
GCCACGGCGCCCUCCGGAAGCGUUUCCAACUUUCCAGAAGUUUCUUAGGACAGGCAGGAGGGGGUGGAGUCAGCCAUAUAUAGAUCCAGGGCCCGGGGCCGUGAGCUGAGCAGAGCCUGUCUGAGAGUGUCCUGUCCGUCCCGGAGCAGCCCGGCCCGGCCCAGAAUGAAAAAGGCAGGCAGUGAUCUCCCUCUGAGGCACUUUCAAGCCCUCACAGGUCCUCUGUGGUGUGCACAGCCCACCUCCCAGCCAUGCGCUCUCUCCUCCUGGCCACCUUCUGCCUCUUGGCUGUGGCCCUGGCAGCCGAGGUGAAGAAACCUGUAGAGGCGGCAGCCACUGGUACUAUGGAGAAACUGAGUUCCAAGGCGACCACACUGGCAGAGCGUAGCACAGGCCUGGCCUUCAGCCUCUAUCAGGCUAUGGCCAAAGACCAGGCGGUGGAGAACAUCCUCCUGUCACCCUUGGUAGUGGCCUCGUCCCUGGGUCUUGUGUCACUGGGUGGUAAAGCCACCACAGCCUCCCAGGCGAAGGCCGUGCUGAGCGCAGAGAAGCUGAGGGAUGAGGAGGUGCACACAGGGCUGGGUGAGCUGCUGCGCUCCCUCAGUAACUCCACCGCUCGCAACGUGACCUGGAAACUGGGUAGCCGUCUUUACGGGCCCAGCUCCGUGAGCUUCGCCGAUGACUUCGUGCGCAGCAGUAAGCAGCACUACAACUGUGAGCACUCCAAGAUCAACUUCCGAGACAAGCGCAGCGCCCUGCAGUCCAUCAACGAGUGGGCCUCGCAGACCACCGACGGCAAGCUGCCAGAGGUCACCAAGGAUGUGGAGCGCACGGACGGGGCACUGCUCGUUAAUGCCAUGUUCUUUAAGCCACAUUGGGACGAGAAAUUUCAUCACAAGAUGGUGGACAACCGUGGCUUCAUGGUGACUCGCUCCUAUACCGUGGGUGUUACAAUGAUGCACCGGACAGGCCUCUACAACUACUAUGAUGAUGAGAAGGAGAAGCUGCAGGUCUUGGAGAUGCCUCUGGCUCACAAGCUCUCAAGUCUCAUCAUCAUCAUGCCCCACCACGUGGAGCCACUCGAGCGCCUGGAGAAGCUGCUGACCAAGGAGCAGCUGAAGGCCUGGAUGGGGAAGAUGCAGAAGAAAGCUGUUGCUAUCUCUCUGCCCAAGGGAGCAGUGGAGGUGACCCAUGACCUGCAGAAACAUCUGGCUGGACUCGGCCUGACCGAGGCCAUCGACAAGAACAAGGCCGACUUAUCGCGCAUGUCUGGCAAGAAGGACCUGUACCUGGCCAGUGUGUUCCACGCCACUGCUUUCGAGUGGGACACGGAGGGCAACCCCUUCGACCAAGACAUCUACGGGCGCGAGGAGCUGCGCAGCCCCAAGCUCUUCUAUGCUGAUCACCCCUUCAUUUUCCUCGUGCGAGAUAAUCAGAGUGGCUCCUUGCUCUUCAUUGGGCGCCUGGUCCGGCCCAAGGGAGACAAGAUGCGAGACGAGUUGUAGAGUCCAAAAAUG